AUGAGUGCUUCUGACAGCGACACGCAGCCCCCGAGUAAGAAAGCCAAAGGCACGGCCAAUAGCACUACAUGUAAUAAUAUCACCAAGCAUCGGCAGGAUUUGCGCGAAGCUCUUGGUAAUCAAGAUGCCACGGAAGUAGUUCGAAUACUGACCGCCCAUCCGGCACUCGCGAUGGAAAAGAUUCUCAUGGAAGAUCUUUACGAUAAGGGCGCAUUUCCACUGCUGCUCCUGUUCAAAUUCCCUCCACCAUCAUUGGUACAAGUGGAACAUGUCAAAGCUGUAGGGGAUUUAAUGGUGGGUGGAGUUCCGAGCUCUCGAGCACUGCCUACCAUGGAAGGAGAGAUUCGAUCACCCUCCUUUUUGCAGUUUGCGUGUCAAGAAUGCCAACAGGGAAUUGCUCCCGGGGUACUGCAGUAUCUGAUUGACAAGUGUCCUUUGGCACCCCGAUUGGUGGAAGGAUUUCAUCAGACGUUGUUUCCUCCCAAUCACAGUGAAGAACUACCCAUACACAAGCAUCUACGCUCGGAUACGCCACAACUCCACAACAUUCGAGCCCUCGUCGAGGCAUAUCCGGAUUGUUUGAAAGAAGAAUCGCCCAAAGGAAUGGGACAACUCUGUCUCAAUCUGGCCUUGCAAAAUCCUAAUUGUCCCGUGCCGAUUCUAGAGUAUCUCAUUCAAAGAUGGACCGAACGAGGAGGAGUGAGAUGCGUCAAAAUCUUUAGUCUGCCACGACGAAGGCCCACUUCAUUAUUACCACUACGGCCAACAGCCAACGACCAACCACCCACGAUUGACGAAGAACGAACCUCCAUUAUCUUGGAAGACUUGUUGCCACAUGUGCACGAAGAGUUUGAUUGUUGCUUUGAGCCGUUCCUGAGCGACGCCUUUGUUCUGCUGUUGACGGGAUUGGCCAAUCUGUCCAAUAUCCGAUUGAAAUGGCUCACGUUGAAUGUGCGAAAUGUACGAGUGCUCCACGAACGGCAUUGCAACGCCAUGAUUCACAUUAUUGGGGACAAUCCGAAUAUCGCGUGUUUUCGCAUCAGCGGCCGAAGAAUGCAGCUCCAAUGUGAGCCCUUUUUGGAAGCACUCAAGACCAAUACGAAUUUGGAAUUCCUCGCGUAUGAUGGAUGUUUCAGUCAUCCAACAAGAAUAAUAAGAAGAAACGACAACAACAACGACAGCAACAAUCAUCGUCAAAAUAAUGAUACUAAUAUAGGAGAACGACGGGAAGCAGCAGAGUUGGCAUUGGAAGCCGUCUUUCAGGAUCACAACAAGACACUGGCAAAGCUAUUCCUGACGAAUUUGAGAUUUAUCCGUGGGAAUGUGGAACACUUGGUACGAAUGAACCGCUUUGGUAGGGCGAUGAUUCAUCAGAGCGACAUGAAACCACGCGAGUUCGUCGCCCUCUUCCUGCUGGCAGUCAGCAAUGAAGAAGAUCCCGAGCUGAAAAACGAAUUGGUCCGCCAGAGUAUUCUUUACGGUCUGCUUCGGGAAGUACCAGCACUCUGGGUGAAACACGCAACCUGCCGAUAG
Molecule: messenger RNA, 1533 nt
Organism: Seminavis robusta
Lineage: Eukaryota; Bacillariophyta; Bacillariophyceae; Naviculales; Naviculaceae
Source: the annotation of a GenBank genome assembly